Cooperia oncophora is the source of this 912-nucleotide messenger RNA. The record is from the annotation of a GenBank genome assembly. Lineage: Eukaryota; Metazoa; Nematoda; Chromadorea; Rhabditida; Trichostrongylidae.
AUGCGCUAUGAAGGAGAUGUGAAUGUUCCUUCUUAUAGUCACUACCACCAAGCUGAGGUGCCCGCUCUUGGUGUCAGCCCGUUUCCCGUUCACCAGCAAAACGGGGUUCCUUCGAUGCCUCAAGCUCAGAUGGGAUAUUCUCAAGUUCCCUAUGAAUAUCCUAUGCAUGGAAGCGAUUAUAACAAUAACAUGACCUUUCGAGACGUAUUAGGAACAGAAGCAGUGGAUGGGGAGUCAGCUGUCGACGGAGGAAUAGUGAAGAGACGUAAGCGACCCAGAAAAGUGAGAACAAGCGACAUUAUGGCGAGAAGGACAAAUAAACGAAAGAAACUUAGCAGUGAGACAGAGGGAGCCGAAGCAAGUUUGGCAGAUACAAAUGUACUAGGUGAUGGUCCACCACCUUCUCUCACACAUGGUGAACUCUUAAAGCAAAAGAAGAAGAACAUGGCCUUCCCGAAAGGCACGUUCUUGGUACGUUAUGCGGAUUUGGAUAGCGAUGAAUAUGCUGGUCAUAUUUGGCUCGUUGAUAAUCAUCAAUUGCUUCAAAAGUAUACUUAUGACGGUUUAGAUGCCUCUAAUCUCAAAAUUUUCAGUCGCACGGAGAGAUAUAGCGGAUGGCUUUGCACAUGUCCAUGGUUGUAUCAUCCGCUUUCUGAUGUCAGAGGAAUACUCGGAAAUAUGGAAAAGGUGUGUGUACGCAAUCAUCCGACGAGGGAUGAAUUAUUUGCUAGGAGAGAAGAGGAGAGUAAAAAAGCACCAGAUCCUGAGCCAGAACAAAUGGAUACGGCAGAAGAAGCAGUGAAUUCUGACACAGAACACCUAUGCGAUGAACAUGAAGCCAUAAUGGGACUGCCAGAUGAUUCACUGGGUGAAAUGCCUCUGUUCAAGACAGAGGAACCAGAUAUUGUAUGA